UCGCCGGCUCGGCCCUCUUCCGGGCAGCCAAUCGUGGGUGAGACGCCGGGCGCGCGCACGCUCCUUGGAAUUUAACGGUCGCGUGAGGCCAAUCUCCCGGUACGGACAUAGGCAGAGGCGAGGAGGCCAGACUCGUUGAAUCAAUAGCCGGUUUCACUGUUCUGAAUGUCAGCCGCUGAGGAUGCCGGUAGAAGAUGAAGCGACUGAAGAGGACCCCGAAGCAGUCUCCUCCCGAAGGAGAAGCAACAGUAUUUCUAAAUGACAGAGCUUGACAAUUUUUGUACGAUAUGGAGGAUUUUGAUCUGGUGGAAACUUUACAAAAAACAUCACCUUCUGUAGAAUCUGAUGUCAAAAGUACUCCCCAUUCUCUUGGGUUGAGCUCACAUGCUAAUAGAAGUAGUCCCCACCUUAGUACAAAUGGGGUAUCCUCUUUCUCAGGGAAGACCGGGCCACCUGUCAUUCAAGGCACAGUCGAAGUCCUCACUGCUUUAAGACAAGACCUACAGAACAGUGGCCGGACUGACGCGGAACUUUGGAAGAACUGUGAGGCCAGGUGGUUGCAGCUCUUCAGUGUGAUUGAACAGCAUUUCCAGGAGCAGGUCGUGACCCAGCAGGAGCAGUUCCAUCGGCAGAUCCAGCGGAUACAGGAGGAGAUACGGAAGUUGGUGAAACUCCAGGCCAGCAAUGCUUCCUGGCCGUCCUGCAGCAGCAGCUCUGUGAGCGAACAGGUGUCCUCAGAGAGCCAAAUGGGCUUCUUUUCUGAAAACAGUGAGAGAAAUGAGUCUGUGGCCAGUUACCCAGCGUCUAAGGAACCCGAGACCCAGCCAGCAUCGUCCACAUCCCACCCAGAUUGCAAUGUGGACACCAGCUCACUGAGUAGUGGCUACGGGACUUUCUGCCUCCUGGAGAUGAACACCCACAAGGCUAAGGAGCCCACGGAGCCCUUGGAGCCCGAGGCAGCUUCCCAGGGGCAGCACACAGCCCCUGCAGUGCAGGCACAAGCCCAUGCAGGAGGCACAGCAACCAUCAACUUCUUCACACAGACCCCUGAGGAGCUUUGUGCGUCUCUAAAGGAAGAUGUCUCCACUUUUCCUGGUGAAUUCGAACAUAAUUUUCUUGGCGAAAACAAGAUCUCUGAAGUAUACAGUGGAAAAGCAAAUAGUAGUAAGGCUCUAACAUCCUGGGCACAAAAGCUGAAGCAGAACCAGCCAAAGCAAGCACAUGCAGAAGACGACUGCUCCAGACCUAAGCCAGCGACAGGGAGCGAGCUAACCUGGAAGCCUCCGGUUGAUACAUCUAACCUUCCUGCCGAUGCUGCACGUCCUUGUGCCUUUUACCUCAAUAAGCCAGCCGAAAGCCCAAGUUCUUGGUCGUCGGAUUCAGGGACAGGGCUGACUUACUGGAAGCUGGAGGAGAAGGACAUGUAUCACUCUUUGCCUGAAACGUUGGAGAAGACAUUUGCACCAUCCCCUGCAGAGAGGCCACUGAGCCAGGUCCUGACUCUGGAUCCGGCCACACACAGGAAGCCAAAGGAGCAGGCUGCCAGCAUCCAUUCCCAUAGCUUUUUGAAUACUCUCGAUGACAGAAUAUCCUUUUCCCCAGACUCCGUUCUGGAACCAAGCCUGUCUAGUCACUCUGACAUUGACUCGUUUUCACAAGCAAGUCAUAAUGCUUCUCAGGUAUCUGGGUUCCCCAAAUAUCCGUCAACUACGAAAGCAUCACCUGUGGACACUUGGAAAAACCAUGCAUUCCAAAGUGAAAGUAGGACCAGUUCCACGAUCCCUUCACGCUACACCAUCACUAGCAACGAUAUCUCAGUCAAAACUAUAGACGAAGAAAACACUGUCACAGUGGCCUCAGUCAGUCAGUCCCAGCUUCCAGGUACAGCCAACAGUGUCCCAGAAUGCAUUUCAUUGGCUUCCCUGGAAGAUCCUGUGAUGUUGUCUAAGAUCAGGCAGAACCUCAAGGAAAAGCACGCACGACACGUAGCCGACCUUCGAGCUUAUUAUGAGUCGGAGAUAAGUGCUCUGAGACAGAAACUGGAGGCCAAAGACAUUUCUGCUGUCGAAGAGUGGAAGAAGAAAAAUGAAGCUCUUGUGGACAGGUGUGGCCAGCUGGAUAGUGCACUGACUGAAGCUACUAGUCGAGUGCGAACCCUUGAAAAGAAGAACAAUUUGCUAGAAAUAGAAGUGAGUGACUUGAGAGAACGCUUCAAUGCAGCCAGCAGUGCCUCCAAAAUUUUGCAGGAACGAAUUGAAGAGAUGAGGACAAGCAAUAAAGAGAAAGACAACACCAUCACGCGGCUAAAGUGCCGGCUGCAGGAUCUAGAAGAAGCCUUUGAGAAUGCUUACAAGCUCUCAGACGAUAAAGAAGCCCGGCUGAGACAAGAAAACAAAAUGUUUCAAGAUCUCUUAGGAGAGUAUGAGUCCCUCGGCAAAGAGCAUGGGCGAGUAAAGGAUACAUUAAACACGACCGAGAACAAACUGCUUGAUGCACAUACGCAGAUUUCUGACUUGAAAAGGAUGAUCUCAAAACUUGAAGCUCAGGUGAAGCAGGCGGAGCACGAGAGUAUGCUGAGUCUUCGCCACGGCGCUAAAGCUCCCACGAGGCCAUCCCGGGCCAACACACUAGCCACCUCGGAUGUCAGCAGGAGGAAGUGGCUGAUCCCAGGAGCAGAGUACUCCAUCUUCACUGGGCAGCCUCUGGACAGCAGGGACAGGAAGACAGACAGACAGCUGCAGGAAACCGGUGUUCCUGGAUACCAUUCUCCUCCAGAAAAGGACUCUUCACUUGGAAAGUCCCCAGCAAGCUUAUUGAUUAAAAAGAAGAGGGACGCACCGGACACUCCACCAAUCAUUAAGGCUUUAAAGGAACUUGAUGAAGAAAGACUGUUUAAAAAUUGGGGGACACAGACAGAGAAAGAGGACUCCUCAAGUCAAUUAGUGAAUCCUCGGCAGACUGAACCUUCAGUCAAUACAGGCCGUUCCCCAGAGAAAUGUGCCCAGCAGAGACCAAAGAGACAGAGUUCAGCUUCACAGAGGUCAUCGUCUCUCCCACCUUCCAAUCGGAAAGCCAACACUCCAACAAAAAGAGAGAUUAUGUUGACGCCAGUGACCGUGGCUUAUAGUCCUAAGCGGUCCCCUAAAGAAAAUUUGUCCCCAGGAUUUAGUCAUCUCCUUAGCAAAAAUGAAAACAGUCCAGUUCGAUUUGAUAUCCUUUUGGAUGAUUUAGAUACUGUUCCUGUGUCCACGUUACAACAGACCAGUCCACGGAAGCAGCUCCAGUUUCUUGAUGACAUGGAAGAAAAAACCAGUGAUGACCCUGUUAAUCCUAGCUCUUGUUCUGAACACUCAGCAAAUGGCUUGAAGAAAGUGUCCGCGAGACAAGCCUGGGAGAAGAGUAAAUCACUUAGCCUUGAGCAGUGUAAGCCGGCAUCAGCAGCAUCACAGGAUAACGAUUUUGAAUAUACCGCAAAGAUUAGGACCCUAGCUGAAACGGAGCGGUUUUUUGAUGAACUUACAAAAGAAAAAGACCAGAUCGAGGCAGCACUAAGCCGAAUGCCAUCUCCUGGAGGAAGAAUCACUUUACAAACAAGACUAAAUCAGGAGGCCUUGGAAGAUCGUUUGGAAAAGAUCAAUCGUGAACUGGGUUCAGUUCGAAUGACACUCAAGAAGUUUCAUGUUUUGCGAAGCUCUGCAAAUCUCUGAGACUGGUAGCCAUUAAACUUGAGACAUUUUUGUUUGCACUAAUGUACAAUUAUGCACUCGGAAAAGGCAAGCUCUUUUCUACUGUUUAUAAGCCUUCAAACAGUAGUUUUACAAUCAUGCUAUUCUUACACCUGCUAUUUUAUACUUAAAAUGGCCACAUAUUUUCAAGAUAUUUUUGUUAUGCUCAGGAACCUCUUGUAUAUUUUACUAUUUAAAAAGCAUUAUUUUUAAAUAGCCUAUGUGUCCAAUUUCUAUCAACAAUACGGAAAUGUAAAUGGGGAGGCAGCUUGUUUCUAAAGAAAUAGUGUUAUCCUUUUACAAUGAACUUUGCACACUGAUUUUAUAAACUUGUUCUACAUUGUAAAUAUAAUUCAUUUUUAAAAUAAAUGCUUAGUAGCUUCCAUAA
Rattus rattus (black rat) is the source of this 4113-nucleotide messenger RNA. RefSeq names its product M-phase phosphoprotein 9 (gene Mphosph9). Gene Ontology annotation, cellular component: centriole. The transcript has 23 exons. The record is from RefSeq and is a predicted model, not a curated record. Bases 288 to 3707 code for a protein of 1139 amino acids. Lineage: Eukaryota; Metazoa; Chordata; Mammalia; Rodentia; Muridae.